Molecule: messenger RNA, 462 nt
Organism: Linum tenue
Lineage: Eukaryota; Viridiplantae; Streptophyta; Magnoliopsida; Malpighiales; Linaceae
Source: the annotation of a GenBank genome assembly
CUCGUUUCUCACCAAAAAUCAAAACCCAGAUCUGGUCUUCCUCUCUGUAUCGUCUAUAAUGAUAGAUCUGCUUCUCUUCUAUUUCAUUCUGAUUCCACGUCUCUCCUCUGAAUCUGCUCACGAUUCUCUAUCUCCUCUAAAAUAGCAACGACAUGGCGAGAUCUCCUCCAAAACACCGGCUGCCCGACGAGAUCUCCUCAAGAACAGCGGCUACGACGAAUCUCCUUGCAUCGACCGACGCAUCUCACGACGUGGUGGUGACAGACGGUGUUGUUGACCGCUACAGACGAAACUCACUACUCGCCAGAGAUUCUAUAUGCCUUUCUCUUUGGUUUGAAGGAAGGAGGCUUCACCGACAGCAAUCAGUUUGGCUACGGUUUUGGAUUGAAGAAGCCUUGGGUACUAUUCUUCAAAUUGAUGAUUAGGAUUAGGGUUUUUAAAAUGACCAAUCUUGGAUGUGGA